AUGAUUAUUUUCCAUCAGAUCAAAUUAUUUCUCACAAUUUUCCUUGUAAUAAUUAAUAUUUCUACUGUAUUUACACGUAAAAAAUUAACAGACAAUCAAAAUGCUAUUUUAAAUCCAUCACUUGAUGAUGAUGCUUAUUAUGAUGGUGAUCAACAAAUACCACAACAACUUGAAUUAUUUCAAUCCAUUGAUUGUUCAAGCCAAUGUGCACCAUAUUGGACUGAACCUGUUGUACAACAAAAACAAACUUUAGUUUAUCCAACAUCAGCAUCUGUUUCACUUAAAUGUCCAUAUAAUGCGAAACCGAAAGCUAAAUUAACAUGGCUUAAAGAUGGACAUCUUUUUACACCAGAAUUAACUGAAUUGUUUACAAUUGAAAAUAUGUAUUUGAAUAUAUCGAAAGCAACAAUGUAUGAUGCUGGAAUGUAUACAUGUGUUAUUGAAAAUAGUUUAGGAAAUAUUAGUCGAUCAUUUCAAUUAAUUGUUCAAGGUCGAAGUCUUGAUCGACCAGUAUUUACAUCAAAAUCAACAAAUUUAACACAAUAUGAAGGUGAUAAUGCUACAUUUGAAUGUUUAUUCUAUUCGGAUUCAAGUCCAUUUGUUCAAUGGUUUGUUCGACGACAAGUAAAUAAAAUUGAAGAUAAUGAUUUAGAAUUUAUCAAGUUUUCUAAUGGGUCAAGAUUUAGUGUAGGAAAACGACAGGAAUAUAAUCCACAUACAAUGUCAGAAGAUGAAGUUAAAUUAUUAAAUAUACAAAAAUUACAAAGAAAUGACACAGGUGCAUAUCUUUGUCGAGUUUUAAAUGAAUAUGGUUAUGCUGAUUUAAUACAUUAUCUUGUCGUUUUACCAGCAUCGGAACGUCCAUCUUUAUUAAAAAAUUUUCCAACAGGUAUACGUUAUAUAACAAAUCGAUUACCUGAUGAAUUAAUUAUUACAAUUGCAUGUGUAAUUGGAAUAUUAUUAUUUGCAUUUAUGUCUUUUCUUGUUUAUCAUUAUCGUAAUCAAAAAAGUUUACGACAAACUUUAUUAGCAACAAGAAUUUUAGCUACACGUGGUAUUAGUAAUUUAAAAAGUAAUCAACUUUAUCGAAGUGAUAUUGAUCCAAAGACUAAAAAACCAUUGAUUAAUGAUGGUUGUCGUCGUUUUCCUACUGAAGGAACAAUAUCAACAAUUAUUUCAUCAUAUUAUGAUGAUCAAUGUGAAUUUUCUCGAGAAAAUCUUAGUAUUGGUCAUUUAAUUGGUAAAGGAGCUUUUGGUUUUGUUUAUCAAGGUAUUGCAAAAAAUAUAAAAGCCGAAGAAAAAGUAACAACUGUUGCAGUUAAAACCGUUCGAGAUGAUGCAACAUCUGAAGAAAUCGAAAAUUUACUUAAAGAAUUAUCUGUAAUGAAAAUGGUUGGUAAACAUAUUAAUAUUAUCUCAUUACUCGGUUGCUGUACUCAAGGAGGUCAAGUUAUGUUAAUUGUUGAAUAUGCAAAAUAUGGUAAUUUACGUGAUUAUUUACGUCGUAAACGUCCACCAGGACAUGUUCUAUCGGGUUCAUUUGAACAAGAUGAAAAUGAUGAAUCCUAUAAACCUGAUGAUAGUGAUGAUUUAAUACAUUCAUUAUCAACAAUUGAUUUAAUUUUAUUUUGUUUGCAUACUGCAGCUGGCAUGGAAUAUUUACAUUCGAAAAAAUGUAUUCAUCGUGAUCUUGCUGCACGAAAUGUUUUAUUAGCAGAAAAUCGUGUAUGUAAAAUAGCUGAUUUUGGACUUGCAAGAGAUUUAACACAAACAUAUUAUUAUCGAAAACAAACUGAUGGUCGUGUACCAGUUAAAUGGAUGAGUCCUGAAGCUUUAUUCGAUAGAAAAUUUUCAACGAAAAGUGAUGUUUGGUCAUAUGCAAUAUUAGCAUGGGAAAUAAUGACUUAUGGUGGUACACCUUAUCCAUCAAUAUCAGCUGAGAAAUUAUUUGAUUAUUUAAAAGUUGGAAAUCGAAUGGCUCAGCCAUCGAAUUGUCCAAAUGAAAUAUUUCAAUUAAUUGAAUCAUGUUGGGCAUUUAAAGAAACAUUACGACCAACAUUUACUCAAAUAUCUGAAAAUCUUCGUCGUUAUUUAUAUGGUUCAUCACCAAUUGAUUAUUCUGAUUUAGAUUAUGUAGAUUUACCAUCAUUAUCAUCACCAUCAAUUAGUGAUUUUGCAUCAACAACUAUUCUACCUGCAUCAACAUCCGGUAUUGCAACGGAUACAAAUAGUCAUAGUCAAACAACAACAGCAACGACAUCAUCAUCAUCACUUUCCUAG
Messenger RNA from Adineta steineri, 2280 nucleotides. NCBI's taxonomy places the organism in Eukaryota, Metazoa, Rotifera, Eurotatoria, Adinetida, Adinetidae. The record is from the annotation of a GenBank genome assembly.